UAGUAUUGAUUUGUUGUAGACUUAAGUGUUGUGUUUACUCUAUAAUACAUUUGCAUUACAUUUGUAUCGCAUAUUAAAUCACAAUUCAUUAGAUUUGGAUCCAAAUUAAAUCACUAAAAGAAAUCGCAGAGAAAUCGGAUUAAAUAUAGUAGAGGUGGAGUGGAGGUGAUAGAUCACCCUAUACUGUUGCAAUGGACCCUGAAGCAUUCUUGGAGAUGGCCAAUCAGGUGACCAAACUCCGGAUGUACCCGUACUUCGAGGUCGCGCACGCAGUCAUCUCUUGCCUAUACAUCCGCGAAGACCUUUCGGCCGGAUGUGUGGCCUUCUCUCGGAAGCACCCGUUCUCGUGUUGGGUCUCAUGUAUGGUCUCUAUAUUUGCGGGCAAUAUAUUGUCGAGCUUUUUGUUGGCCGAACCUAUUUUAGGC
Messenger RNA from Medioppia subpectinata, 425 nucleotides. Lineage: Eukaryota; Metazoa; Arthropoda; Arachnida; Sarcoptiformes; Oppiidae. The record is from the annotation of a GenBank genome assembly.